Messenger RNA from Caenorhabditis sp. 36 PRJEB53466, 2364 nucleotides. The record is from the annotation of a GenBank genome assembly. Lineage: Eukaryota; Metazoa; Nematoda; Chromadorea; Rhabditida; Rhabditidae.
AUGGCCGACGUGUUUGAUUUCGAGUUGGACGGCCACGAGGCGCCGCCGAGUCAACCCUCGCCGCAGCGUCACAUGUAAGCAUUUUUUGUUUGAACCAAAAGUAUAUUGUGUUUGUAGUGAGAAUUCUAGCUCGAUGUGGGUGAUCCGAACUCAAUCGGGCUGGAAAUUUGACUGAAAAUACAACAAAUCACCAUUAAAGUUGAGGCCCUAUCGGGUAACUGUGUCGGGACCGAAAAAGUCGCAGUUUACGGUGCUCUAUACGAAAUUCUCAUGAUUUUAACUUUUUUUAAAUCAUAAAAGUGCUUGGAAACUGCUCUUCAUUCGUUCUCUAAUUCCUACAAGCGCCGUCUUGUGGGAAAGGUGUGUUUUUUGAAACCGGGCGCAGUGCUUGAUGAAUGAAAAACUGGCCAUUGAUCAAGGCGAAAACAACAAAAAAAUACUCUAUAGAUUCAGUGUGCUUAAUGUCAAUAAUUUCAGGUACCACUACGAACGUCAUUCGGAGGUCAUGGAGGACGACAACAUGUACAGCAAUGUGGCCGACGUGAGUUUGAAGCCGCAAGAGAUGGGGGAAUGAACGGGCCAAAUUACAGGGGCAGAUCUCGGCGCCGCCGCCGAGCUCCUCGUACAUGGAGGAUCCGAUGGUGGAGGCGAUUCAGUUGGACGCCAGUUCCAUCAAUCCUCCGAACGUUCGCGUGGGACCCGAAGAUUUUCAGUUGCUCAAAGUGCUCGGGAAGGGAGGGUACGGAAAAGUGAGGAAAAGCAUCCUUUCGGUCAUCUGGACCCGUUGGACUUUCAGGUUUUUCAAGUUCGCAAGACAACCGGCACGGAUUCCGGCAAGAUUUUUGCGAUGAAAGUGCUCCAGAAGGCGACGAUCGUCCGCAAUCAGAAGGAUACGGCACACACGAAGGCUGAGCGAAACAUUCUCGAAGCGGUCAAAUCGCCGUUCAUCUGUGAUCUUCUCUACGCCUUCCAGACGGGCGGAAAACUGUAUUUGAUCCUCGAGUAUUUGUCCGGCGGCGAGCUGUUCAUGCAUCUGGAGCGGGAGGGAAUGUUCAUGGAGAACGUGGCCAAGUUCUACCUCUCUGAGAUUGUCGUUUCGCUCGAGCACCUCCAUCAGCAGGGCAUUAUUUAUCGUGAUCUGAAGCCCGAGAACAUUCUUCUCGACGGUCACGGCCACGUCAAACUCACCGAUUUCGGACUGUGCAAGGAGGAGAUCGAGGGUGAUCAGAAGACGCACACCUUCUGCGGAACCAUCGAGUACAUGGCGCCCGAGAUUCUGAUGCGAUGCGGUCACGGAAAGGCCGUCGAUUGGUGGUCCCUCGGAGCUUUGAUGUUCGACAUGCUCACAGGAGGACCGCCGUUCACAGCCGAGAACCGUCGCAAGACGAUCGACAAGAUUCUGAAGGGACGGCUCACACUGCCCGCGUACCUGUCCAACGAGGCUCGCGAUCUGAUCAAGAAGCUUCUGAAGCGCCACGUCGACACGCGCCUCGGAGCCGGACAGUCGGACGCCGAGGAGAUCAAGGCGCAUCCGUUCUUCAAGCAACAGGACUGGAAUCAAGUGUACGCGCGACAGUUGGAGGCGCCGUUCAAGCCGGAGAUAGAGAACGAGGAGGACGUCUCGCUCUUCGACACGCGAUUCACCAAAAUGACACCGGUGGACUCGCCGUGCGAGACGAGCUUCAGUCUAAACGGCGACAAUCCGUUCGUCGGCUUCACCUACGUCGCGCCAUCGGUUCUUGAGAUGAUAAACAAGAACGGGCACGGACUAUCCGUCGCGCAGCUCGCUUCCUCGUUCUCGAAUCGCGGACAGAAAAGCCCGAGGAAGUGAGUGAAAUCGAGAGAAAAUUUUGCAUUUAUAAACGUGAUUUUCAGGCCGGGAGAUCCGCAAACGGUCGACUUCCACCACGGGCAUCAGCAGCAGUUCUUCGGCCACGGACACGAUCAGUCGGAGCAGCGGUUCGGCUUCGGCGGACCGACCACUUCAACGACCGUCGACUCUCGUCAGCCGAUCUUCGGACGAUUCGACGACGACGACGCGAUGGACACGUCGACGCCGCGUGCGAGUGAGAGCCGCGAGAAUGCGACGACUACGACGUCGAGCAGUGCGACGUCGAGGCCGUCGGGCAUCGGAAGCACCGCGUCGACGCCCAUUCCGCUACCCAAAAGGGUCAUGUGAAAGGGUGGAAGAGGUGAGAAUUCAGAGCGAUCACGUCAUUUUCUAGUUCUGACGUCCGAGUUCAAAUAUAUUGUACUUUUAUCUUCCAGAAAAUAGCCAAAUCUACAUGGCGACGCCGCCUCCGCCGCCAACAUCACCACCACAUUCCGGCAUCAUCAUCUUUCCCCUAUCACUGUGUUCCGUGA